AUGAAUUACACAAACGAGUAUAGGCGGGAAGAGACAGAAGCGACUAAUAAACAAUAUCUUUACAAUAAGACUGUAAAGUCCGCGUACGCAGAUGCGCUGAAGGACAAAAUUAAUAGAGAGCAGACGAUCGGCCUUCCGGCUGUCGAAAAAGGGACAAUAACUAGCGGGGAAACAAAGAACUACAACCUGGAUAAAGAGAACGAUUCCGCAUACGAGAUGUUCAAGAAAAAUCUUGGUGUUCCGAUAGGUCAUCAUGAGGGAGACAAUAAUGACGAUGAUUAUGAUGACGACGAACCGUACAUUGAUGAAGAUGAAGAGGAGACAGACAGGUAUAGUGACGAUGACUACACAGAUGAAGCAGACAAGAGUUUUAUAGAGGAUAGUGAUUCUGAUAGCUACGAUUUGGAAGAAAACUCUGACCUUGAAGAAAGCUGGGGAAGUUCUAGUGAGGACGGGAAGUUGCCGUGGGGAAAGUAUUUUUUUUAUGGAGGUCUCUUCUUUGUUUUCUAUUUCCUUGGAUCUUUUUUUAUAACAGCAGUCAGAAAUAAUGAUGAUGACGGCAAUUUAUCCGGUGCUAUAUCAUCCCCAGGUAAAUCAUUCAUCAAUCUACAGAAACAGGUGAAUCAUUUAUAUAGUGAAUUAAGCAAGCGGGACGAAAAGCAUUCUUCAGAAUUGGAUAAAACUGUAAAAGUCAUCAUUUCCCAGUUCGAGAAAAACAUCAAGAAACUACUGCCUCCAAAUUUGGUCAAUUUUGAGAAUAACAUUAGUUCAUUGACAAAACAGGUUGACACGAUUUCAACUUCUAUGAGUGAGUUGCAGAGGCAAAGAGAUAGGUUUACUGUUGAAAAUGUUACUCAAUGGCAGGAUCAAUUAGUGAAACAAUUAGACACACAUCUUCCCCAAGAGAUACCCGUGGUAAUUAACAAUUCUUCAUCGCUAUUAAUAAUCCCCGAAUUACACAAUUAUUUGUCGGCUUUGAUUUCAGACGUUAUUGAGACUCCAGGGAUUGUGACUACCGGCGGUACUGAAAAUCGCUGGGAGUAUGACUUGAAUCAUUAUGUAAAGGAAAUUCUUUCGGAUGAGUUGCAGUAUAUCGAUAAGGAUUACUUCAUUCAAGAAAUGAACAGAAGAUUACAAUCCAACAAACAAGAAAUUUGGAAAGAGAUCACGAACAGGUUAGAAUCGCAACAGCAGCAGGUCCAGUCGGAUUAUUCAAAUGCACCACAGCAAUAUUCGAGCAUAUUGAUGAAGAGACUAAUACAUCAAAUUUACAAUUCCAAUCAACACCAAUGGGAGGAUGAUUUAGAUUUUGCCACUUAUGUUCAAGGAACGAAAUUAUUGAAUCAUUUAACUUCGCCGACUUGGAAACAAGGGAAUGGGGUUCAGCCGAUAGAAUUACUGACUGACUCUAAACAAAGCUCCUCGACCUACUGGCAAUGCGAAAACGAACCCGAAUGUUCAUGGGCUAUUAGAUUCAAAACACCUCUAUAUCUAACCCAAAUGUCAUACAUACAUGGCCGUUUUACUAACAACUUACAUAUAAUGAACUCAGCACCAAGGAUAAUAUCAUUGUACGUUAAAUUAACAUAUACCAAGGAGAUCAAGGCAUUGCAGGCAUUGGCAAAUCAAUACAGUUUCGGGCAGCCUCACAAGAGAGAUCGAAAUUACAUCAAGAUUUCCAAAUUUGAGUACAGGUUGACGGAUUCUAGAAUACGCCAACAAAUACCUUUACCACCAUGGUUUAUUCAGUUAAAACCUCUCGUACGUUCAAUUGUCUUUCAAGUAGAAGAAAACUACGGGAACAAGAAGUUCACGUCUUUGAGAAAGUUUAUUAUUAACGGUGUAACACCGCAGGAUUUGCAAAUAAUUGAGAACAACGAGUUUCCUGUUUUAUUGGGAGAUAUUCCAGAGUAUGGUGUCGCCCAGAACGCCAACGAAGGCAAAAGGAAGGUUUUGCCGUCAACGCCAUUGUAUGCGUCUCCACCUACCGUCAACACAAGGUUUCAUCCCGCUUCCAAAGUUCCAUCAUUUGGACAAGAUGAACUCGAUCAAUAA
This is a messenger RNA of Saccharomyces mikatae IFO 1815, 2055 nucleotides long. RefSeq names its product Mps3p (gene MPS3). Gene Ontology annotation, biological process: nuclear envelope organization. Gene Ontology annotation, cellular component: nuclear envelope; meiotic nuclear membrane microtubule tethering complex. Gene Ontology annotation, molecular function: protein-membrane adaptor activity. The record is from RefSeq and is a predicted model, not a curated record. Bases 1 to 2055 code for a protein of 684 amino acids. The transcript has a single exon. NCBI's taxonomy places the organism in Eukaryota, Fungi, Ascomycota, Saccharomycetes, Saccharomycetales, Saccharomycetaceae.